This is a messenger RNA of Morone saxatilis (striped sea-bass), 2790 nucleotides long. Its product is annotated as gap junction delta-2 protein-like. The transcript is spliced from 2 exons. Lineage: Eukaryota; Metazoa; Chordata; Actinopteri; Moronidae. The record is from RefSeq and is a predicted model, not a curated record. Gene Ontology annotation, cellular component: connexin complex. The coding region runs from base 291 to 1229 and encodes 312 amino acids. Gene Ontology annotation, biological process: cell communication.
GGGAGGCAAUCAGCUCAGCACCUCUCCUCCAGCAGGAGGAAAAGCACAGCGGGACAGGCCCAGGAGAAGACACUCAGUCAAAGACGCACUGACGAGCAGUCAGGUCAACGUGUAGAGGUCAAAAAGGGAGCUGGUGCGGGACGGGGGUUGGGUGUACCCCCCGCUGGCUGGCAAGUCCACAAGAGCGCAAGCCGGUCCUGGGAGGAAGAAGAAGGGGUCGAGAAGAGAGAAAGAGGGGACGGUCCCCCAACUCCUGUUUCUUUUGACAGUCCUGCCACCUUGCCAUCAACAUGGGCGAAUGGACCAUUUUGGAGAGGCUGCUGGAGGCGGCUGUCCAGCAGCACUCUACUAUGAUUGGAAGGAUCCUGCUGACAGUGGUGGUGAUUUUCCGUAUCCUAAUAGUAGGCAUAGUGGGAGAAAAAGUGUAUGAGGAUGAGCAAAUCAUGUUCAUCUGUAAUACCAUGCAGCCCGGCUGCAACCAGGCUUGUUAUGACAAGGCCUUCCCCAUCUCGCACAUCCGCUACUGGGUCUUUCAGAUCAUCUUGGUGUGCACGCCGAGUCUGUGCUUCAUCACAUAUUCUGUUCACCAGUCGGCUAAAGCACGUGACCGAAGCUACUCUCUCCUGCAUCCUUACAUGGAUCACCAUGGUCAUGGUCACCAUGGUCGGCAUGGUCAUGACCAUCACGCUCGCAAGCUCCACUCUCGCAACAUCAAUGGCAUCCUGGUGCACCCUGACAGCAGUAAGGAGGAUCAUGAGUGCCUGGAGGUCAAGGAGAUCCCCAACGGACCCCGAGGACUUCCUCAAACACACAAGAGUGCCAAAGUGCGACGACAGGAGGGCAUCUCCCGUUUCUAUGUCAUCCAGGUGGUGUUCCGCAACGCGCUGGAGAUUGGCUUCUUGGCCGGUCAAUACUUCCUGUACGGCUUCAAUGUGCCAGGAAUGUUUGAGUGUGAUCGCUACCCAUGUGUGAAGGAGGUGGAGUGUUACGUGUCCCGUCCAACAGAAAAGACCGUGUUUCUGGUCUUUAUGUUUGCAGUGAGUGGCAUAUGUGUGCUGCUCAACCUGGCUGAGCUCAACCACCUUGGCUGGAGGAAGAUAAAGACGGCCAUGCGAGGGGUGCAGGCACGAAGGAAGUCCAUCUGUGAAGUGCGCAAGAAGGAUGUUUCACACCUGUCCCAGGCCCCAAACCUGGGCAGGACCCAGUCUAGUGAGUCAGCCUACGUCUGACAGAGGCUUCUCUGCCUGGGGGCUCGAGGACCUCUUAAAUUUUGGAGAAGAGCUUUUCCCUGGCCCACGACCCCUACCAUUAGGGCACAAAACUCACUAUUGCAUUAUUAUUCAGGAGCACAGACAGACUCUGUGUAAUCAUGAUAAAGCAUCAGUUCACAAAGUAGAGUCUUUGACACUUCUAGAGACAAGAAUCACCUUCUUAAAAAGGCAACUGUGUUGCUGCAACAAAGCUUUACACCUAAAGCUUACACGAUGAAGAGUUCUGCUCUGCCUAGGUGACACUAGAUGCCUUCAAAGAACCCAACAGAUAAAACUGAGCAAAUACUAGUAAUAUUAAAAUACUGUAAAGAUAGUCUGAGGUUGAAUUAUCUGAAAUUCUUCAUUAUUUGCCUUUGCUGUAGGUCAGAAAUAAUCCCCUUAUUUUCCAAUUAUGUCUGCAUUAUGCAAGAGCUUAAGCGUGUGCAUGCAUACGCAUGUGUGUGGGGAAAAAAAGCCAAUCUCUGACUUGAUUCAGAAAAUUGAAUGCUAAGCUAAUCUGAGCUACUGAGAGAAAGAUAAUGUUAUUUCUCAUGGUCCAUAAUCAUCGAGCAAAGUCACUUGGCGAACAAACAAGCACCUUUUUAAACAUAUUUUAAGAAAUAUACACAAAAUCACAUAAAACCAACAGCAGUAAAGCUAUCUACAUAAACUGGGACACAGUGUCAGUGUACCAGGCUUUUUCUUAAACACUGUCACAAUUCUUCAUAUUCUUGCAUUAGGUGCCAAUCAGACUGUAGGCUGACAUUGCCUGGGAGCUUUUGUUCAAAGAGAGACACAUGGUGCAUUGAAGAUGAGUUAGAUUUACUUUUCAACACUGUGUUACGCACCACAAUGCUCCCAGUGCCUGCAAGGCAUGCUGUUUACUCUCAGAAGCCACUGAAAACAGUCAAGAAAAGUGUGCCAGUGUUUCCACUUUGGCUUCUAAAGUGUGAUCGCAGUGUAAGGUGCUGAAUGGAGUUAUAUAAAGAUUUUUUCAAAUAAACAGGAAAAAGUAUUGUUGUCACAAAUAUUUUAACAUGUAACCUCAAGCUUUUUUUCACAAGCAGAUUUGGUGCCAUAUUUAAAGUUACUGUACAUAGAUGAGAUGUAAUAAUUACACUUAGCCUUUUCCCUAUGCCGUAUAGAUGGGCCUCACUUGGAUGGGGGAACAUGGGGUGGGUGGUAAUGAAGAUUAAUCAUAGAUUGCCAGCUUUAACAAUAUGUAUUAUAAAUGUGCUCUUUGUUAAGCCUUCACCCUCUAAUGGAGACUGUAUGUUCCAAAAAGUGUUUCCCCACUAUGGACUUUGAAAAAGGCAUGUUACUGAAGCAUUAAUAGAAUGGAUAGAUUAUGACAUGUAACUUAAAAAGAGACUGUUUUAUUUAUUUGCAUCCUGCUCCUGUGAAAUGUAAUACUUAGCAUGCAUGAAGAUGACAAAUAUAAAGAGAUAUGAACAUAGAAUCCCAUUGUGGGAAUAUUGAAAGUGAAUACCUGAAAGGCUCCAGAACUGCAGCAAUAAUAAUAUAUAGUAUGUGAAAAAAA